AUGUUCCUCGGCCCCCGCAAAACCCCACUCCGCAGGUCCGACCUUCUCGUCCUCUGCAGAACCUGCCGUCAAAUCAUUCAAAGAAGCGAAAAGGAGAAGAUGAACCUUCCCAUUGCCGGCACUGGUAUACUUCUUGAUACACCAGAAGCAAUUGAGGCUUGGAUUAUGGAACGCAAGGCGCGAUGGCCUAGUGCCAAGCGCAUCGAAGAAAAGAGUGCUGCAAAGAAGGCUGCACAAAAAAGGGGCGAGAUCCCCGAUCAAACAACCGGGCACCGCUUUCCCGAGACAGCUGGCACCGCUAUAUCGCAGCGCAAGCCUUCGUUGAACGCACAUCAACACAUUUCCACUCGAAGCCGACGACGAGGUCAUGGUGGCAAUCGGCCUGAUAUCCGCCAUUCGGAGAGGUUCGCAGAGCCCCACUCAUCAACAAUCGCACACUAUCAUCAGCCCAUUUCUAGGCCGGGUGUGGCAAACACUGGACCUAAAAACGGAGCGUCUCCAUCUGUCCGUCCCUUAACCCCCUCUUCUAGUAUCUCCUCGGGAUCUGGGGAGAGUCUCAGUGAUUUGGACCCCAUUACGGAUGCCGUCUCCUCAAAGAAAGCAACCCUUGAAGCACUGGCUCAUUCUGAAAGCAUACAAACCGGGGAAGUUUCUCGAAUGAUAUUGCGACCCAUUCGUAUCACCCGUCGGAAGGCUUGUGGGAGCCAUCCAAGCAAAUCCUCGACAGAUAACUUUAUGCACGCACUCCUGUCAACCGAAAUCCGUGCGACUGUGUCAAGGGUUUCUCAAGCGAUUCAGUUCCUUGUGGACAAUGACCUCCUAGAAGGGGUGGAAGAACAGGUGGGGGACACGGAAAAAGUGGAUUAUGUCACCAUAAUUUCACCGUCAGACGGCCAUUAA
Messenger RNA from Dacryopinax primogenitus, 900 nucleotides. RefSeq lists its product as uncharacterized. Gene Ontology annotation, cellular component: nucleus. Bases 1 to 900 code for a protein of 299 amino acids. Gene Ontology annotation, biological process: box C/D snoRNP assembly. NCBI's taxonomy places the organism in Eukaryota, Fungi, Basidiomycota, Dacrymycetes, Dacrymycetales, Dacrymycetaceae. The record is from RefSeq and is a predicted model, not a curated record. Gene Ontology annotation, molecular function: RNA binding. The transcript has 4 exons.